Cutaneotrichosporon cavernicola is the source of this 1557-nucleotide messenger RNA. RefSeq lists its product as uncharacterized. NCBI's taxonomy places the organism in Eukaryota, Fungi, Basidiomycota, Tremellomycetes, Trichosporonales, Trichosporonaceae. Bases 1 to 1557 code for a protein of 518 amino acids. The record is from RefSeq and is a predicted model, not a curated record. The transcript is spliced from 5 exons.
AUGUCAAGGCCACUCGCAGGCCCCUCACCCCUCCCAGGUCCCAGCCCGCUCACAGGGCCAUCUCCACGCCCGCUAUCCGGUCCCUCGCCCCGCCCCGGCCCAGGGCCGAGCCCCAUCGCUCGCGCCCGCGGCCUCCCAUCGUCCACACCAACGCGAACGUCCUCGACCCUUCCCAGCGGCUCACCAAGUGUACCGAGCAAGCGCAGUGCCAGCAUCUCAAUGCCAGGACCAGGCAAGGAGAAGAAGGCCAAGCUGGCGCCCGGCAAUGCAUGGAUCGCAGGCCAGGUUGCUGCCAUGGAGGUUCAGUACAAGAAUGCGCUGGUCGCAGCCACUAUGAUCCUCCAAUUCCAAGCAGACUCAAAGGCCAUUGGAUACAAGAGCCGCCCACCCACACGUUUGCAGACGCGCCUCACGGCUGCAUGGCGAAACUAUGACGCGAUACGGCGACACGUCGAGUGGUACAUCUCCCAGAAUGUCGAGUACGCCGCGGCGCCUGACAAGUUCGCCGCACGUCGACCGGCCCCGCUCGCCCCGCAGCUCUUGCCGACACCAUCGCCCGCCAGCGCCGUCCCAGCGCACAUGCAACACACUCCUGCCGCUGCUUCGCCAGUCCCACUAUCCUCGGGUUUCCUGUCCAAGCCGGACCCGGCUGCCGUUGACAACAUCUUCGAAGGCAUGAGCAUCGAGGGCAUGAGCAUGGACGAGCUCAACGCCUUCAUUGGCGGCAGCGACUUUGCCCAAGUCCCACAGGUUGCGGCGGCUGUACAGCAGCAGCCCGAAGAUGCGAUGACACCUACAUCCAAGCUGUUCGCAUCACUAAACGCAUCCAACUCGCCCAAGGUGUCGCCCACGCAGCAGACGCAACCUACGCCGUCACAGCCACCUGCACCACCACCACCACCUGCCAUGCCGGCUGGAGGCGACGACGAUUUCGACUUCUCGAACGUAGACCUGAGCAACAUCGACCUGACCGCGUUCGACGGAAUAUUUGACGCCGACGGCGGCGCUGGAGGAGGAGCGGGCACUGGUGACGCCGGUACCAACACGACGAACGCGGCAGGCGUCACGUCGGUUCCAACCAAUACCUCGGCUCUUGCAAGCUCGUCCGCGUUCAACUUUGAGGCCUUCCUCAACUCUGGUGACGGUGCAGGCAACGCAGCAGGCCAGUCCCAGCUGCAGACACCAUCCCAGCCUAUGGAGGCAGCCCCAGGACAGGCGCCUGUAUCCGCACCCCAGCCCGAGCCUCCAGCGCCCCAGCCCGAGCCUUCAGCGCCCCAGCCACCCCUGCAGCAGCCCAUUCAACCACCCCUGCAGCAGCCCAUUCAACCACCCCAGCUCCCACCUCAGCCCCAGCAGCCGCCAGCGCAGCCAGCACCUGUACCUGCUCCGGCCCCAGCGCAGCCUGCUCCACCACCAGUGCCAGUACUCCCAGCAGCACCCCAGGACUCGUUUGACAGUGGCGAGUUUGGCGACAUUGACUUUGACGGGUUCAACUUUGACGACAUGCCCGACGUCAAUGGCGACGAGUUUGCGUCGCUCCUAGCAGAGUUCAAGUAG